GUUUUCUCCACUUGCCAAACUCUCUCUCUCUCUCUCUCUUCUUCAUAUAUUUCCUAAUUUUCUAUCAAAGUCGCUGCUGAUAAUGAAUUCACUUUCUUUGGCUUAGUAUCAGGUCAAAGUGUUGAAGCAUAAAGGAAACACCACAAAACACUCGAUACAUAUAAAUAUUGAAGCUCUCUGUCAUGCAGCAUAGUCUUCUGGGAGCUACCAUCUUCAGUCCCUUCGAUCAACCCAAGUUAUCUUUGAGCAGCUUCUAUGUCGAUGACAACAGAUAGAAAAAACUCUCUGUCAUGCAACAUAGUCUUCUGGGAGUUACCAUCUUCAGUCCCUUCGAUCAAUCCCUUUCAUGGCUGUCAGCUGUUAUUGGCAGAUUUUUGUGCAUUCAGUCACACAGUCUUCUACUACUCCUGCUAUCUCUUGUGUACACGUUGCACCACAUGUCGCAGAAGUCUCACGGAUAACCGAUGCUGAUUCAAGACCUGGUGGUUCAAAUUCUUUAGGUGAUGGGUUGGCUGCUUCUACAGUCCUUAAAGAUGUACAUAUAUCAGCACGGCUGUUGGAUGAUUUUCUUGAACUUGCUAGAGACAACACAAACAAUGAUUUAGAGACCUGUGGGGUUCUUGGUGCUUUUCUUAAAGAGGGGACCUUCUAUGUUACAACUCUGAUAAUACCUAAACAAGAAUCGACAUCUGGUUCUUGUCAGGCCCUAAAUGAGGAGGAGAUAUUUGCCAUACAAAAUGAACAAUCCCUAUUUCCUGUUGGAUGGAUCCAUACACAUCCUUCUCAGAGUUGUUUCAUGUCAUCAAUAGAUUUACACACCCAAUAUUCAUAUCAGGUAAUGGUACCCGAGGCUGUUGCAAUUGUUAUGGCUCCAACUGAUAACUCAAGGAGCUAUGGAAUAUUCAGGAUAUCUGACCCUGGUGGGAUGAGUAUCCUAAGCCAGUGCCAGGAGGAUGGAUUUCAUCCUCACCGAGAACUGAUCGAUGGGAGUUCCAUAUACGAGAGCUGCUCCAAUGUCUACAUAAAUCCAAAUCUGAGGUUAGAAAUAUGCGACCUGCGUUGAUGGAAUGGUGUGUGUACAAGUUCAGGUGUGUACAAUAUACAUGUUCAACGUACUAAUGUUUGUGGUUGAACAGACAAAUAACCUUAGUCGACAUCCCUCACAACAGGAACGGUUUUGAUGUAUCAUCCUUUAUGAAAGAAAUACAGUAAUGUUUUAGCAGAUAUGUAUAUUUUUCAUAAACUUUGAACUACACUGAGAAAUUGUAUAUAUUGUUCAAAUAAAUGGUUUGAGGAGAGAGUAAAUA
Cornus florida is the source of this 1307-nucleotide messenger RNA. RefSeq names its product AMSH-like ubiquitin thioesterase 2. Gene Ontology annotation, biological process: protein K63-linked deubiquitination. Gene Ontology annotation, cellular component: membrane; endosome. Gene Ontology annotation, molecular function: protein binding; K63-linked deubiquitinase activity; metal-dependent deubiquitinase activity. Lineage: Eukaryota; Viridiplantae; Streptophyta; Magnoliopsida; Cornales; Cornaceae. The transcript is spliced from 9 exons. The record is from RefSeq and is a predicted model, not a curated record. The coding region runs from base 347 to 1063 and encodes 238 amino acids.